UCACACUCCACCGAGCUCUCAGUCACAAGUCACAAUGGCUACUAGCAUUAAGCUUGUAGCUCUUGCCUUUGUUGUCCUCGUGAGCAUUGGGUUCACCAAUGCUUCAAGGAUGUUGGCUAGCUCCUCAAGUGCUGGAGGUGGAGGCGGGGGAGGCGGAGGCGGUGGCAGCUCGUCGGGAGGGGGUGGCAGUGGAUGGGGGCAUGGGGCUGGAGGAGGUGGUGGCUUGGGAUAUGGCGAGAACGGUGGAGAUUCCAGUAACAAGUAUAACUUUGCCAAGGGACUUGGUGGAGGAGGGGGGCAUGGUGCUGGCGGUGGUUCUCAAGGCGGAUCCGGAUCCGGUUCUGGCUCUGGCGGUGGCAACGGUGUUGGUUCGAGUGGCUCAGCGUCAGCCCCUAGUGGCAAUGGGUAUGCCAGUGCUGAUGGUCAGGGUGGGGGCGGUGGUGGAGGUGGUGGCGCAGAUGGGUCAAGCGGAUCUGGAGCCGGAAAGGGUGUUGGCCAAGGAGAAGGUGAGAGUGGCAUAGCAACCGCCCCGGCUGUAGCUCCUUCUGCUGGUGGUGACAGCUACUCUGAAGCUGGCGGUGGUGGUAACGGCGGUGGUGGUGGUGACGGUGGAAAUGGAGGUGGUAAUGGCGCUGGAGCUGGACAGGCCGCCAGCGAUGACACUUCUGGGGGGAAUGCAAGUGGAGGGGGUAGCGGCAACGGUGGUGGCCAGGGUGGAGGCGUAGCUCAAGGUCCGAGUAUGGGAGUUGGUUCUGGCUCUGGCAUUGGAGGCGGACGGACUGGUAGCACUGGCUCCUAUGGGCAAGGCUAUGCCGCUGGAACCGGUGCUGGAACGGGUGGUGGUGAAGGCGGCAGCAACAAUGGUGGGUUCGGCGGCGGUGGAGGUAGCGGAUCCGGGUCUGGCAGUGGCGGAUACCCUUAAAAUUCCUUUUCGAACAAGCUAGAAUUGGAGCACAUCAUGUACUCUAGUCUCUUCAUUUCACGAUUUCACAUCAUUUGUGUUUCUCUUCAUUCAUAGGGUUUUUACUAGGUGCUUCCAAAUAAAGGGCUCCAUGAUUCUAGUGGAAGUACUAAGUAGUUAGUGGAGCAAUCUACUGAGAUGUAAUCGUUACCUACGUGUAUCUUAUGUUAUUUCAUUGUUAGUCUGAGUGCUUGCUUACUACUUUUUGAA
Molecule: messenger RNA, 1171 nt
Organism: Triticum dicoccoides
Lineage: Eukaryota; Viridiplantae; Streptophyta; Magnoliopsida; Poales; Poaceae
Product: putative glycine-rich cell wall structural protein 1
Exons: 1
Coding region: 35-922 (295 amino acids)
Source: RefSeq, a predicted model, not a curated record